Molecule: messenger RNA, 1185 nt
Organism: Humulus lupulus (European hop)
Lineage: Eukaryota; Viridiplantae; Streptophyta; Magnoliopsida; Rosales; Cannabaceae
Exons: 1
Coding region: 1-1185 (394 amino acids)
Source: RefSeq, a predicted model, not a curated record
AUGCGAUGUGGAAAGACAUCUGAGAUCAUACCAGUGAAUCUUGAGAUAGAAAGAACCUGUAGACAGAAGAGAAAGAAGAAGAGGAUGGUGAAUACUAUGACUGAGAAUCAAGGGAAUGCAAUGAACAAUGCUACCAAUAAUGUUUAUAGUGCAAUAGCUGCUGUUGAGAUUCCAAAUGUAACAGAGGUUCCUGUGCAACAAGGACCAAGGAGCUUAAGAGAUUAUGUACUUCCCACUGUCACGGGAGUGCAUUCUUGCAUCAGACCUCCAAAAAUUGUUGCGAAUAAUUUUGAGAUCAAGCCAACAAUUCUACAAAUGGUUCAAUCCACUGUUCAGUUUGGAGGCUUGCCUACAGAGGACCCUAACAUGCACAUAGCUAAUUUCUUGGAGCUUUGUGUGACUUUUAAGAUGAAUGGGGUGAGCGAUGACACAAUAAGGUUAAGGCUGUUUCCAUUUUCCAUAAAGGACCGUGCAAAGAAUUGGUUGAUUUCCCUACAGCCUAACCUUAUUACCACAUGUGAAGAGCUCACUCAAAAGUUCCUUGCAAAGUUUUUCCCUCCAGCAAAAGGUGCAAAGUUGAGAGGAAAAAUUAAUAAUUUAUACCAGACGAAAGGGGAAUCAUUGUAUGAUGCAUGGGAGAGAUUCAAAGAGUUUUUAAGGAAGUGCCUACAUUAUGGUAUAGAGAAGUGGAUGCUGGUCCACAACUUUUAUAAUUGGUUGAAUGGUAUUACGAGUACCUUAAUAGAUGUUUCAGCAAGAGGUUCAUUCAUGAGCAAAAGUGCUAACGAAGCUUAUGAAUUGUUAGAGAAGAUGGCCAUGAACAAUUACCAGUGGCCUACUAAGAGGGAAAAUACGAAAAAAGUAGAUGGGAUGAUUGAAUUAGAAGCCAUCUCAAUUCUUACAACUCAAGUGGCAUCCUUGACGAAACAACUACAACAGAAUAACCUCACAUCUCAAGCCAUGCAAUUACAAAGUGUGUAUGAAAUAUGUGGAAUGGCACAUUCACCUAACCAAUGUCUUGCAGUGGAUUUAAAUAAUUUUCCUAUGGAACAAGUUCAAGCCAUAGGAAAUACCCAAAGGCCACCCAAUAACCCAUAUUCCAUGUUUUACAACAAAGGAUGGAGGAACCAUCCUAACUUUUCUUGGAAAAAUAAUAAUCAGAGUGUUCAGCAACCUUUCCCAUAG